CCUUUGGGGGGGCUUCAGACGUGCGCGGCCGCCGCCGUCGUCCAUCCUCUGCACCCAGCCGACGGGCGGAUGUGACGUUUUGGGCCGCUAGGUUGCUGCGCAGUUCUCCAGAGAAGAGCGGACGAGAGAGACGGGAAGGUGCAGCCGGGAGGGACUUGGACUUGUGGUCGCGGCAGCUCCAGGCGGCAUUAGCCCCUGCCCAGGCUCGGCCCCCUCCCGCCUCAGGCCCCGAGAGCGAGAGAGCGACAGCCGGGCUGGGGCCGCCGCCGCGACGAAGCGCCGCAGUUUGUUUCUGAAAUCAUGAAUCCUGUUUAUAGUCCUGGAUCUUCUGGGGUUCCCUAUGCAAAUGCCAAAGGAAUUGGUUAUCCAGCUGGAUUCCCAAUGGGCUAUGCAGCUGCUGCUCCUGCCUAUUCUCCUAACAUGUAUCCUGCAGCAAAUCCUACAUUCCAAACAGGUUAUACACCAGGCACACCAUAUAAAGUCUCUUGUUCACCCACCAGCGGUGCUGUGCCUCCCUAUUCUUCAUCACCCAACCCCUACCAAACUGCAGUGUAUCCGGUUCGAAGUGCCUAUCCACAGCAGAAUCCAUAUGCACAGCAAGGCACUUACUACACACAGCCUUUAUAUGCAGCACCACCCCACGUAAUUCAUCACACUACAGUUGUGCAGCCCAAUGGAAUGCCAGCCACUAUGUAUCCAGCGCCAAUACCACCCCCCAGAGGAAAUGGUGUCACCAUGGGAAUGGUGGCUGGGACCACAAUGGCAAUGUCAGCAGGUACCUUGUUGACAACACAUUCCCCAACUCCUGUAGCUCCACACCCAGUUACAAUGCCCACUUAUCGGGCCCCAGGAACUCCAACUUAUAGCUACGUGCCCCCACAGUGGUGAUUACCACACAGUGUUUGAAGAUGGGAGAUAUGCAAUCAAGUAACUGAGGUUUAAAAGUUGGUGCUGAAGCCCUCAUGCCUCCAACCAGGACUUACUUCUUCUGAAUGCUUGCAACCCUUUGCUAAACACUAAUUCCAGAUCACUGAAGAUUUCCCAGUGCUGCAUAUCUUACAUCUUGGAACUCCAGCAGUUAGUCUUAAAGCAAAUCCUGUUUUGUGGACUGUCUUGCAAUUUUUAGCUAAUUAUAAUGAUUAAAGGGAGUAUAAAUUUA
Messenger RNA from Elgaria multicarinata webbii, 1159 nucleotides. RefSeq names its product family with sequence similarity 168 member B (gene FAM168B). Lineage: Eukaryota; Metazoa; Chordata; Lepidosauria; Squamata; Anguidae. The record is from RefSeq and is a predicted model, not a curated record. The transcript has 7 exons. Bases 301 to 888 code for a protein of 195 amino acids.